Epithele typhae is the source of this 1533-nucleotide messenger RNA. RefSeq names its product cytochrome P450. NCBI's taxonomy places the organism in Eukaryota, Fungi, Basidiomycota, Agaricomycetes, Polyporales, Epitheliaceae. Bases 1 to 1533 code for a protein of 510 amino acids. The transcript has 13 exons. Gene Ontology annotation, molecular function: monooxygenase activity; oxidoreductase activity, acting on paired donors, with incorporation or reduction of molecular oxygen; heme binding. The record is from RefSeq and is a predicted model, not a curated record.
AUGCGUGUGGGCAGCGAACACAGCGUCCGGAUUCACAGAGAAGGCCCUCGACGACCCUCGCCCGUUCUCUAUGCCCUUGGGCUCGGUUUCGUCGUUGCCUACGUCGUCCGAUGGCGUUCAGACCCCCUUCAUGCCAUCCCUACCGUCGGCGGCCCGUCCCUCCCCAUUCUCUCUCUCAUCAGCGUGUACAACUUCAUCUUUCGCGGACAUGAGCUCAUCAUGGAGGGCUACCAGAAGUACUACGGCUCUGCGUUCAAGGUCGCCAGUCUUGACGGCUGGAACGUUGUCGUCAGUGGCCCGAAGCUCGUCGACGAGCUGCGCAAGCGCCCCGAUGACGAGCUCAGCUUCCUAGAGGCCACAGAGGAGUUCCUUCAGUUCACCCACACCUUGGGCAGACAAUCCCUCGACGACUCCUUCCACAUCGACAUCAUCCGAGACAAGCUCAUGCGCACUCUCCCGGUCGUUCUCCCUGACGUGAUCGACGAGUUGUCGUAUGCCGUUCCGGACUACAUUCCCACCGCUGGCGAAGAAUGGACGACUGUGCACGCCAUGACCACCAUGCAGAAAAUUGUGGCGCGCAUAAGCAACCGCGUUUUCGUAGGCAUCCCGCUCUGCCGCGACAAGAGCUACCUCAAGCUCGCGAUCGACUUCACAACCGACGUUGUCAAAGACGUACCAUCAUCACUCUCUUCCCCCAAUUCCUCCGCCCGUGAGUGCGUCAAGAAGCAACGUCGGUGUUCCCCGCGCCCCCGCCACGAAGAACGUCACUCGGACCGCCCAGUUUCUGCAGCCUCUUCUAGAAGAGCGCCGGGCGAAGAUGGAAGAGUUGGCGACGGCUGGGAGGACAAGCCCAACGACAUGCUGCAAUGGGUCAUGGAGGCCGCGAUCCCGCGCCGCGCCUCGGACGAGAACAUCGCGGAGCGCAUCCUGCUCACCAACUUCGCCGCGAUCCACACUCGUCCAUGGUGCAGCAUCACGCACGCGCUCUACUCCCUCGCGGCGUACCCGGAGUACAUGCAGCCCCUCCGCGACGAGGUCGAGGCCGUCGUCGCCGCCGAGGGCUGGUCCAAGGCCGCGAUGGGCAAGAUGUGGAAGCUCGACAGCUUCCUGCGCGAGGCCCAGCGUUGCCACGGCAUCGGCAUCAGACGUCACGCUCUCCGACGGCACCUUCCUCCCCACGGGCACCCUCUGCUCCGCCGCCUCCUGGGGCACGCACCACGACGCGCGCUCUACCCGGACCCGGACACCUUCGACCCGUUCCGGUACGCGAACAUGCGCGGCGCCGACGGCGAGGGCACCAAGCACCAGUUCGUCAACACCUCGCUCGACUACAUCGCCUUCGGGCACGGCAAGCACGCCUGGUACGUUCCGUCGGUCGCGCUCCGUCCCGGGGCGGUUCUUCGCGCGAGCGAGCUCAAGUCGAUGUUGGCGUUCAUCGUCGCCAACUACGACCUCAAGCUCCCCGGCGACGGCAAGCGGCCGCGCAACGUUCACUUCGGACUUCUGUUGAAGAGGCAGACCGUCUCGGCUUGA